AUGAGAAUGGAGCCGGGUCUGGUCUAUGCCCGGGCACCCUAUGCGGGAUCCGCAGGCGGGCCGGGCUCAAUCUGGCUCACCCAGCCGCAUCAACCAGAGGCGCAAACGCCUUCGCAGAUUCCAGUUUUUUCGCGCUUACAAGCGUCAGCACUUGCGGGAAGCAUGUCAUCGCUCAAUUCCAGAGGAUUUAUGGAGAUACACCUACCAGGAGAUGCCGUACAUCCGCAUCUCGAGCCGUGUGCCGAGCGACUCCCGAGGUGCGCUGAGACGUUGCCAUUCGGAUUCGCCGCGUCAGGGACGCCUGAGUCGAGAUAUGGAGCGCAGCAUUCUGAGGUGUUCGUCGAAGGGUCGCGUCAUGGUUUGCUGCAACUCAGCGGCCUCCAACACCAGUACGAUCCACGAAUUCCCGCGGGCUCAGCAGCAGAAUCAACUGUUGCAGCGCUUGUUCGCGAAGUUCGCAGUCUACGUGAACGCGUCGAAUCCCUUGAAUCGUCCUUCUGCUACAGUGCGCUACGACAGCAGACGCGAACUCACGAGGCCUCUGCAGCACCCAGGUGUGCAACCUAUUCCGCUUAUGUGACACAGCAAGCCGAGCCAGCCACGCCUGUCCGAAACAGAGCAUUCGACGUUCAAUCACUGCAAUCAGAAAAAAGUUCGUCGCCCAGUUCAAUAAAAUCGGGUCUGGACAAGGCUCCGGGACCACAGACACGCACGGCCAGGUCACAAUACAUCUUUGAAUGCGUAGCGGAGCACGCUUUGAGAACGCCAGAUGGACAUUCUGAUUUCGCGAGAGGCGUUGCGCACUCGGUUGCUCGUCUGGACAAUGAACAGUGGAACAGGGACUCAGCACUCUAUGGUAUCUCUAAUCCAGCAAACACGACCAGCUCGAAUGACACCGCAACGCAUGAGCGACGCCCUAUUCCAGAGGCAACGGAACGCCAAACGAUUCGAGAAGCGGGCUUGCGCGUCGAGAUUCCGGACGCAUGUGCCUUGGCUCGCAGCCGCCCGUGUCAUGGCAUAUCACAUGCCGCGGUGUCAUUCAAGCACAUCGCAAGCUACGCGGGUUCGCACGCAUCGAACGUCGCAACCUCUGGGGCCUUGCCUGGGGAAUUACAGAGCGUCCAGUGCACAACAGCAGCGCGAGAGAAGAGCACUUCUGUGGAUCCCAAGCACAAAAUGCGUCGUCACUCAGUCUGGUCUGAGGAAGAAGACUGCAUGUUCAGACGCGCCUACGCAACGUUCGGUUGCAAAUGGAACCGGAUCAAAAGUUUCCUACCGAACAAAACUCGUCAGCAGGUUCAAAGUCACGGGACGUACCUCAUCAAACGCGGCGUCAUCAGAAAGUUCAAUUCACGAUCCUGGACUCGGCGUCAGCCCAGUGAAGCAGCAUAA
Molecule: messenger RNA, 1392 nt
Organism: Cyanidioschyzon merolae strain 10D
Lineage: Eukaryota; Rhodophyta; Bangiophyceae; Cyanidiales; Cyanidiaceae
Exons: 1
Coding region: 1-1392 (463 amino acids)
Source: RefSeq, a predicted model, not a curated record